UCUUUCUCAUCAUCCACUUCGCCAAUUAUUCGUCUCCAUCUUUAUCUUCAGCGGUUGAAAACAAUUUUGUCUGUGUACUUUGAUCAUCGAAAAUGUUUCGAUUAAGCAAUAACCUAGUUGGGAUAUUAAAUUUCAUAACUUUCCUCCUCUCGAUCCCAAUCCUCUGGGCCGGAGUAUGGCUAAGCAAGCAAGGUGCGACCGAGUGCGAGCGUUUCCUAGACAAGCCAGUAAUAGCGCUUGGAGUCUUUCUAAUGGUCGUUUCCCUUGCGGGUCUCAUCGGUGCUUGCUUCCGCGUCACAUGGCUACUCUGGGUUUAUCUUGUAGUCAUGUUCUUACUUAUCGUCAUCCUCUUCUGCUUCACAAUUUUCGCUUUUGCUGUGACCAACAAGGGUGCUGGUGAGAAUAUCUCGGGUAAAGGUUAUAAGGAGUAUCGUCUUGGUGAUUACUCUAAUUGGCUUCAGAAACGGGUUAGCAGUACUAAGAAUUGGAAUAAAAUCCAGAGUUGUAUAAAGGACAGCAACGUUUGCCAAAGCUUGAUCGGAUCUCAAACACCCGCUGACCAAUUCUUCAAGGAACAUUUAUCCUCUUUACAGUCUGGGUGUUGUAAGCCAUCGAAUGAUUGCAACUUUCAAUAUGUAAACGCAACAACUUGGACUGAGUCAACCAAUUCAACAAGUGAUAAGAAUCCUGAUUGCAAAGUGUGGCAAAAUGACUCAAAUGUAUUGUGUUAUGGUUGCCAGUCUUGCAAGGCUGGGUUGUUGGAUAAUCUGAAGCGUGACUGGAAGAAGGUGGCGGUGGUGAACAUUAUAUUCCUCAUCUUCCUUAUCAUUGUUUAUUCAAUUGGGUGCUGUGCUUUCAGGAAUAACAGGAAGGAUAAUCACUAUUAUCCAACUAGAUAGAUUGUGUUGUAGGUUUUGAGCUUAUAACUCUUGUUUACUGCUGUAUUCAUUGAUUUGGUUGUUUUUUUUUACUCUUUGGCUUGCUUGUAUAGCCUAUAGCUCUAUUAGCUGCUAUCUUAUUAUUAUGCCUGGAUGAUUCACUGUUUCAUUACUAGUUUUAUUAUCAUUAUAUCCUACUACUUGACAUUUACCAA
This is a messenger RNA of Impatiens glandulifera, 1093 nucleotides long. Its product is annotated as tetraspanin-8-like. The record is from RefSeq and is a predicted model, not a curated record. Gene Ontology annotation, biological process: auxin-activated signaling pathway. The coding region runs from base 93 to 899 and encodes 268 amino acids. The transcript has 2 exons. Gene Ontology annotation, cellular component: plasma membrane; plasmodesma. Lineage: Eukaryota; Viridiplantae; Streptophyta; Magnoliopsida; Ericales; Balsaminaceae.